AUGGAUGAGUGCCUCUUUAUCAUCGAUAAUAGAUAUAAGGUUCUUAAACUUAUUGGCGAUGGCCUUUAAGCAUUUGUCUUUGAAAUUACACUAUUAAAUCCACUCUAAGGCACUUAUUAUCAGGAUAAAAUAAAUUAAAAAUUCGCUUUAAAGGUUGCUUACAAAAAAGAAUUUAAGCAUUUACUUUUUGUUGAAAAUCUGAUAUAGACAAGGCUGCAGCAUAAUCCGGGAUUCUUAAAAAUACAUCAAUACAGAUAAAAUCUCCAAAUUACAUAGAUUAAUGACAAAAAUAGAAAUACAUAGAUGGAAUAAAAUGAUAUAAUAAAAGUGCUUAGCUAACUCUAAAAUAAAUAUCUUGACUGCCUUGUAAUGGACUAUUGCAACUAAGGCGAUCUCUUCUCUUAUCUCAGACAAAGGGGCAAAUUACCACUGCCAGUUGUCAAGAAUUUCUUUAACUAAAUCUUAGAUAGAGUAGAAAUCAUACAUGACUAAGUCAAGCUAUCGCAUAAUGACUUGAAACUAGAAAAUAUUCUAAUGGAAUAUGAAGAUAAAAAUGGUAAUGAAGAGACAGGAAAUAUCUAAUUGAAAAUAUGUGACUUUGGCUUCUCUUGUGGGAAAAACAAAAACAUUAUGCAAGCAAGAGGUUCAGAAGGCUAUAAAGCACCAGAAGUAUAUUUCGUGCAUCCAGCUAUUGGUUAUGAUGGAGUAAAGGCUGAUAUAUUUUCUCUAGGAGUUAUCUUGUUCGAUAUGAUAUUUGGACUUCCUCCAUUUUCGAGGGCCACACCUGACGAUGUUCUCUACAGACAAUUCUACAAAGGUCCUAAUUCCUUCAAAUACUUCUUUAAUCUACAUCCAAAUACUAAAAAUGACUUUAAGAAAGGGCUAAUCGAUUUCGAAAUCAUUGAAAUUAUAAUGUGUAUGCUAGAUCCGAAUUUUUCUGCCAGACCAGGGUCGAUUCAGGAAAUCCGAUAGUUCUCUUUCUUCAAAAGCUCGGAAAAUAAAGAAAAAAAAGAAAAUUUAUGA
Messenger RNA from Stylonychia lemnae, 1023 nucleotides. Lineage: Eukaryota; Ciliophora; Spirotrichea; Sporadotrichida; Oxytrichidae. The record is from the annotation of a GenBank genome assembly.